AUGAGCUCACUGAGACGUACACCCAAAGGACUGCUGGCGAGCUUGAGGUUAUCGUACAAUAUUACUACAUCACGAGGAGCGCCAACAUGCCCAAGCCGAACAUAUUACUCGACGCCAAGCUUGCGUCCUUCAAAAUUGACAGAUAAUCCUCUCAAGCGUUCGAGACAUGAAUGGUCGCAGAAUGUACGCUUCAUAUCGCAGGUUGCUGGAGAGAAGAAGCAUCGUGCUUAUGUGGCACUGGGAAGCAACAUGGGUGACAGGGUAGCCAUGAUCGAGCACGCAUGCAAAGAGAUGGAAGCCCAUGGUAAGAUAAAAAUCCUACGUACAAGUAGCCUGUGGGAGACCAAGGCUAUGUAUGUCGUCGAUCAAGACAUGUUUGUAAACGGUGCAUGCGAGAUAGAAACGCACUUGUCCCCAAUCGAACUGUUAGAUGAGCUUCAAGCAGUCGAAAAUAGGAUGGGGCGCGUCAAAGUCAUCGACAAAGGCCCAAGGAAUAUUGACCUGGAUAUACUGUUGUAUGAAGAUGUCACGAUGAAGAGCGAAAGGCUACAGCUACCGCACGCUCUGAUGCUUGAAAGAGAGUUUGUGCUGCGCCCAUUAUGCGAACUCAUACCUGAUGCGGUUUUGCCCAAGCACAAGACCCUACCAGGAGGCACGCUCAGUGGGCAUCUGUCAUCUCUUCCUGUCUCAGGCGAACCCUUAUCGCCUCUUACUCCACUUGCACCUGGGCAGCCCAACAUCACUGCUUACCAGUCAAUCCGAAAUACGCGCAUCAUGUCAAUUCUGAACGUUACACCAGAUUCGUUUUCAGAUGGAGGCAAGAACUUCAAUAAUGAUGAAGCCACGCUUACGAACACGAUCAAAUCACAUGUCUCAGCUGGAGCCACUAUCCUCGACAUUGGCGGCCAAUCAACUCGACCUGGUGCUGUUCAAGUAUCAGCGAAGGAAGAGCUUUGCCGCAUACUGCCCGCGGUAAAUUUGAUAAAGCGCUUGCCCGAGGCAAAGGACAUUGCUAUUAGCAUCGACACAUAUCGCGCAGAGGUCGCGGAGGAGUCGUACAAGGCUGGUGCGCAUAUCAUUAAUGAUGUAAGCGCUGGUCUCCUCGACGAUGAUAUGCUCUCCACGAUGGGGAGACUUGGCUGCACGGUGUGUCUCAUGCACAUGCGUGGCACACCAGAAACCAUGAACCAGCUCACUUCGUAUCCUGAAGGUAUUAUUGAAGGCGUAGGCCGCGAACUCCUAGAUCGGGUGCAUGCUGCUGAGGCAGCAGGCAUCCGUCGCUGGCGCAUCAUCCUCGAUCCGGGAAUCGGCUUCGCAAAGACGCAAGAGCAGAACCUAGAGUUACUUCGACGUUUGGAUGAGCUGACGAUGUAUCCCGGCCUGGAGGGGUUCCCCUGGCUGGUGGGCACGAGUAGAAAGGCAUUUAUUGGCAAGAUCACCGGUGUGCAAGAUGCGAAAGAGAGAACAUGGGGGACCGCAGCUGCCAUUGCAGCGGCGGUCAAAGGUGGUUCUGAUAUCGUGAGAGUGCAUGAUGUGGCUGAGAUGGGACAGGUUGCUAAAAUGGCUGAUGCAAUCUGGAGGGUAUGA
Boeremia exigua is the source of this 1587-nucleotide messenger RNA. RefSeq names its product folic acid synthesis protein-like protein. The coding region runs from base 1 to 1587 and encodes 528 amino acids. Gene Ontology annotation, biological process: tetrahydrofolate biosynthetic process. The record is from RefSeq and is a predicted model, not a curated record. Gene Ontology annotation, cellular component: mitochondrial envelope. The transcript is spliced from 3 exons. NCBI's taxonomy places the organism in Eukaryota, Fungi, Ascomycota, Dothideomycetes, Pleosporales, Didymellaceae. Gene Ontology annotation, molecular function: 2-amino-4-hydroxy-6-hydroxymethyldihydropteridine diphosphokinase activity; dihydropteroate synthase activity.